AUGGCCCAUCUGAAGACCUAUAAGUACCAAAGUGUAGAUGAGUCCUGGAUAUCGAACCAUAUCCUGCGCCACUACUGGAAUUGGGCUGUCCAGUUCCUCCCUAUGUGGCUGGCUCCCAAUAUGGUGACUCUCCUGGGUUUCUGUUGCAUCCUGAUCAAUAUCCUCUUACUGUACAUCUUUGUUCCGGAUCUUGUGGGUCCGGCGCCACCAUGGCUCUGUUACAGUUUCGCCCUGGGUCUAUGGAUGUAUUCGACGAUGGACAACAUCGACGGCAAACAAGCCCGCCGCACCGGCACAUCCAGCGGACUCGGAGAACUAUUUGACCACGGCAUUGACUCACUCAACUGCACUCUGGGUAGCCUCCUCGAGACGGCCGCGAUGGGUCUCGGCCCGACCAAGAUUGGUGCUUUUACAGCGCUCGUCCCUUGUCUCCCCAUGUUCUUUUCCACCUGGGAGACUUACCACACGCACACCCUUUUCCUGGGGGCCUUCAACGGCCCAACCGAGGGUCUUAUCCUCGCAUGCUCCUUCAUGGUCGUAUCAGGCUUCUUCGGCCCUCAAUUUUGGCAACACCGCAUCGCCGAUUAUGUCGGCUACCCGCAGCUACUCGGCGACUUGGUUUUGCUCGACCUUUGGGUCCCUAUCGUGCUUUUCGCCUUCUUUGCAGCCCACCUGCCUUCGUGCAUACACAACGUCUAUCUGGCACGCAAACGACAAAAUCUCCCGCUGUGGCCCGUCUUCUUCGAGUGGAUCCCCAUGAUCAUCUACACCGCCUCGGUUUGUGCGUGGUGCGGAUCCCCCUACUCGAUUCUCCUACGAGAAAACCACCUCGUCAUAUUCUGCCUCACGCUCUCCUUUGUGUUUGGCCGGCUCACCACCAAGAUCAUCCUUCACCAUCUGACACGGCGACCAUUCCCGUAUUUCACAGUCGCACUAGUCCCGCUGGCCGUUGGGGCGAUCAUGGCCUGGCUCCCGCUUUUUGGACUCGACCCGAUCCCAGCUCAGUACGAAAGGUGGUAUAUCUACGGCUGCUUUGUGUUCGCCAUGGUGCAGUAUUUCGUGUGGGCGGUCCGGGUGAUCAACCGCAUCUGCGAGGUUUUGGACAUCAACUGUUUGACGAUCAAGAAAAAGAAGGCUGAUCCGCGGGAGCGAGCGGCGUUUACGACCAAGGAACUGAGCGCCGAGAAUGGGGACCUGAGACAAACCAGGAAGGAGCUAUAG
Messenger RNA from Fonsecaea multimorphosa CBS 102226, 1221 nucleotides. RefSeq lists its product as uncharacterized. The record is from RefSeq and is a predicted model, not a curated record. The transcript is spliced from 2 exons. Gene Ontology annotation, molecular function: phosphotransferase activity, for other substituted phosphate groups. Gene Ontology annotation, biological process: phospholipid biosynthetic process. Gene Ontology annotation, cellular component: membrane. The coding region runs from base 1 to 1221 and encodes 406 amino acids. Lineage: Eukaryota; Fungi; Ascomycota; Eurotiomycetes; Chaetothyriales; Herpotrichiellaceae.